Messenger RNA from Aphanomyces invadans, 975 nucleotides. RefSeq lists its product as hypothetical. The record is from RefSeq and is a predicted model, not a curated record. The coding region runs from base 20 to 856 and encodes 278 amino acids. The transcript has a single exon. Gene Ontology annotation, molecular function: hydrolase activity, acting on carbon-nitrogen (but not peptide) bonds, in linear amides. Lineage: Eukaryota; Oomycota; Saprolegniomycetes; Saprolegniales; Verrucalvaceae.
UUGCAACAAAGUGAAGGGCAUGCAGAAGUUUACAGUCGCAGCGAUCCAAAUGGUGUCGCGCGCGACAUUACCGCCAAACAUUGACACUGUGCGCCGCCUUGUGGGAGAAGCGGCAGCCUCUGGAGCGUCCGUUGUUCUCCUUCCAGAGUACUGGGGGCUGUUGGGGCGAAUGGACACGGACAAAGUUGCAAUCCGUGAGCCUUUCCAAGAUCUUUCCAAGCCCAUGCAGCAAUGCAUGCAGUCUCUCGCCAAAGAGCACAAAAUUUGGCUCAUUGGGGGCACGAUCCCGCUCGAAAACCCCAUAGACACAACCAAAGUGUUUAACUCGACGCUUGUGUACAACCCCGCAGGCGAAGUUGUUCACCGCUACGACAAGGUUCAUCUGUUUGGGUACACUCCUGGCAAUGGUCAACCAGCUUACGACGAAGCGGCGACUAAUUUCCGCGGCGACCUGGCCCAGCACCCAGUCGUUGACACCGUCCUCGGUCCUGUGGGCCUCUCUGUUUGCUACGACCUCCGCUUUCCCGAAUUCUACCGAGCGCUGGGUCCGUGUUCGCUCGUGGUCGUGCCUGCCGCAUUCACCCACACGACAGGAAAGGCGCACUGGGAAGUCCUAUUGAAAGCCCGCGCGAUUGAGAACCAGUGCUACGUGCUGGCAUCGGCGCAGGGCGGCGUGCAUGAAAAUGGGCGGCACACGUGGGGGCAAUCCAUGCUCAUCGAUCCAUGGGGAUCCAUUGUGACCGAGCUGCGCGAGGGCGAAGGGGUCGUCGUGGGAGACGUUGACCUGGCGCAUCUCGAGACCAUCCGCCAGCAGCUCCCAUCGUUGCAACACCGAUGCCUCCCAUCGCGUGCCUGACGUAUUUGGUGAUCGUUCACAUGCAAAACGAUUGAUUCCAGUGGUCAAGUGUCCACAGUCGCAUGCGCAUUGACCAUGUUAAUGAUUGCAAUUGGUGCUCUUUGGACUUUCUACGAGCG